Sinocyclocheilus rhinocerous is the source of this 396-nucleotide messenger RNA. RefSeq names its product histone H2B-like. NCBI's taxonomy places the organism in Eukaryota, Metazoa, Chordata, Actinopteri, Cypriniformes, Cyprinidae. Gene Ontology annotation, molecular function: structural constituent of chromatin; DNA binding; protein heterodimerization activity. The record is from RefSeq and is a predicted model, not a curated record. Gene Ontology annotation, cellular component: nucleosome. The coding region runs from base 1 to 324 and encodes 107 amino acids. The transcript is spliced from 2 exons.
AUGCCUGAACCAGCGAAGUCUGCUUCUAAGAAAGGCUCCAAGAAGGCUGAGAGCUACGCCAUCUACGUCUACAAAGUGCUGAAGCAGGUUCAUCUUGGCACCGGGAUCUCUUCGAAGGCGAUGGGCAUCAUGAACUCUUUCGUCAACGACAUCUUCGAGCGCAUCGCCGGUGAAGCGUCUCGUCUCGCUCACUACAACAAGCGCUCCACCAUCACUUCCCGAGAGAUCCAGACCGCCGUGCGUCUGCUGCUGCCCGGGGAGCUGGCCAAACACGCCGUGUCUGAGGGCACCAAGGCCGUCACCAAGUACACCAGCUCCAAGUAGAGCUCCGCUCCAGCGCUCACACACAAAGGCUCUUUUAAGAGCCACCCACUUUCUCGUUUAAAGAGCUUCUAA